AGAGAAAAACGUAGCAAUGCUGGCAGUAAAAUGGCUAAAUUACUGAAUGAUGAAGAGGAAGAUGAAUUUUAUCAAACAACUUAUGGUGGUUUUAAUGAGGAAGGUGAAGAUAUAGAUUAUGAUUCUAACAAGUCUGAUUCUGAUGAUAUGAUUGAUUCUGAUUUUGAUAUUGAUGAGAAUGAUGAAGUUAAAAGUGAUAUGGAAGAUGAUGAACCGAAGAAAAAGAAAACUACUACUGGUGUUUAUAAGGUACCAAAGCCAGCUAAGCCCCAAGAAAAGAAAUCUGAAGUUAAGAAAGAAAAGAAGGAACCUAAACCUAAAGCUGAGAGAUCAUCUAUACAGAUUUAUCAAACUUCACCCUUAAUGGAAAGAAAAUCAAGACGAGCUGCCACAGCAGUAAAAUCUCAGGCUACAGCUAAGAGAGAAAAACAAAGGGAAGAAAAGAGUAAAAUGAUGAAGGAAAUGGCAGCAAGAAAAAAUGUGCCUGAAGUAAGAAGGUUGACGCAGGAAGAAUUAUUAGCUGAAGCUAAAAGAACAGAAAAAGAAAAUUUAAAGAGCUUAGAAAACUACUAUAAACUGGAAUUGGAGAAGAAAAAAAGUAAAAUACAGAAACAAGUGUUUAAAGGACCUAUUAUAAGAUAUCAGUCUGUUAUUAUGCCUAAUUUAGAAGAUUAUGAACCGGAUAUUAUUAAAUUAGAAGAUAUGGAAACUGAUGAUAAAUGUUCUAGAACUUUUAUAACUUUUACAGAAGAUCAUGUCUACCAUGAUUUUUUCCCUCAGAAAAAACAAAAACCAGUUCAAAAACAAAUUUGUCCAGUGACUAAAUUACCAGCUAAAUAUUUUGACCCUAUAACCCAAACUCCUUAUGCUACAUUAUAUGCCUUUAAAUGUAUUCGUGAAGCUUAUGCUCAACAAUGUGAA
Molecule: messenger RNA, 921 nt
Organism: Lottia gigantea (owl limpet)
Lineage: Eukaryota; Metazoa; Mollusca; Gastropoda; Lottiidae
Exons: 6
Biological process (GO): regulation of DNA-templated transcription; chromatin remodeling
Cellular component (GO): nucleus
Molecular function (GO): ATP-dependent H2AZ histone chaperone activity
Source: RefSeq, a predicted model, not a curated record